Molecule: messenger RNA, 882 nt
Organism: Aspergillus mulundensis
Lineage: Eukaryota; Fungi; Ascomycota; Eurotiomycetes; Eurotiales; Aspergillaceae
Product: polyamine acetyltransferase
Exons: 3
Coding region: 1-882 (293 amino acids)
Cellular component (GO): cytoplasm
Molecular function (GO): aralkylamine N-acetyltransferase activity
Source: RefSeq, a predicted model, not a curated record
AUGUCGGACCAGUCACAUAACCAGCCCGCAGACCACCCUAUUAACGGCCUCAAGCCGUUAUCGAACGGAGACGGAUUCCAUUUGCCCAUAACCGGCAACGACCUCAACCAUGGCGGGUACGACCACUCGGACGCGAUCAUGACCAACGGGCACGCCCUGGAGGAAACCGACGACGAUGACGAGGAGGACGAGGUCGAGGAUGACUAUGUCGCAGUUGACCAUGACGAUCUGAACGAAUAUCCUUACUGGUUCCGCCGUCCGCCCGUGCGCCAACCCUCGAAGCUAGACGACCUGCAUCCGUUUGUGCAGGUUCUGACCCAGUCGAACGUGGACGACUGUGUCGCUGUGGAAGAGGCAUUCCCCGAACAGGAGCGCUGCACUCGAGAGAAGGCAUGCAUUGCUCCCUUCGCCUAUCGCCUAGGAAGAUGCCCCGAGCUCUGCCUUGGUCUGUUCACUCUUCCGGUUCUUGGGCUAGACCAGCCCAAACCUCGCCCUACCCUCGUCGGACACGUUAUCGCUACUCGAACAUCCACUCCCUAUGUGACGGAUAGGUCUAUGGAACUACCUGCGGACUGGAAGACUGCGCGCUCAACGGUCGUCGAUGGGGAGACCGUCGGUCACGACGAGUAUGGAAGCUCGAUCGCUAUUCACUCUCUGGCGGUUUUGCAGGAACACCAAGGAAAGCAGGUGGGGAGCACACUCAUGAAGUCGUAUAUCCAAAGAAUUCGGGAGGCAGCCAUCGCGGACCGCAUUGUGAUUAUCGCCCACGACAACCUCAUUCCAUUCUACGAGGGUCUGGGAUUCGAGAACCGAGGCCUGAGCAAAUGCCAAUUCGGUGGCGGUGGCUGGACAGAUAUGGCGCUGGAGCUCAACACGGAGUGA